This is a messenger RNA of Colletotrichum graminicola M1.001, 1017 nucleotides long. RefSeq lists its product as uncharacterized. NCBI's taxonomy places the organism in Eukaryota, Fungi, Ascomycota, Sordariomycetes, Glomerellales, Glomerellaceae. The record is from RefSeq and is a predicted model, not a curated record. The coding region runs from base 1 to 1017 and encodes 338 amino acids. The transcript is spliced from 3 exons.
AUGUCUACUCAAAUAAGCGCUUUGUUAGUCGCCGUACUGCUGACGAUGGCCCAAGCCCAAGGUGUCAUUCUCAAAGCACAGGGUCCUGCCGGUCCUGCAAGCCCUGGGAUGUCAGUCAACCAGAACCAGGCCGAUGCAAAUAUCAUUAAUAGGAAAGAAAUCGUUUCCAACGUUGUCAACGAAUGCGGUAGAACCAUACGCCAGGGAAACAUUGAUAUUGGAGAGGAGACUGAGAACCACCUGGGAAAUCAGACCGUCACGCAGGUCACGGCUGGGGCCACGGUUGAUGUGAUUAUUGCCCAGGUCAGCGUCGACGGAGCCGGGCCCUACACCUGCGACCUCGACUUAACUAGCAACUCAAACGGUGCUUCAGGCCAGACUAAUCUUACGAUUCUGGAAUCUAAGCCACACAACGGACUAAUCACACUCAAAGUCAAGAUGCCCACUGAUAUGGCUUGUGUAGGAGCUUCAACUGGGAAUGUUUGUACUGUCCGCUGCUUUAAUAAUAACGCAAAAGGCCCCUUCGGUGGCUGCUUCGCUGUCCAGCAGACCGACAUAACGCCUAAGCAAAACACACCGGGCAACAUUCCAACCGCUGCCACACUUCAGGGUGUUCUCACCCAGGUACAGAAGGAUAUAGUUGACUUUCCGGCUGCUGUCAAAUCCAACCAAGAGGCUGCGACACAGGGCGAGCAGGGUCUAACCGCUGUUAAGGAACUUCUUGCCAACUCAACCCAAAAGGCUGCCGGCCCGGCUGCCGCUGCUAUUAACGCCGGCAACAGCAACAACAACAACAACGGCAACGGAAACACCAAUAAUGCCGGCAAUGCCAACACCGGCAGGCCAAGGGCCAAGGCUGGCGGUAAGGGCAAGGGCGUAGCGGGUUUUACUGCCUUGCUAAAUGGUGCUGGUGGCGGAGGUGGUGACCGCCAGAGACCCCAACAAGCUAAUAGUAAGCGGGAGCAGCUCCUUAGCUCUCGUUUCGCUAGGAGGAACAUUUUUGGCCGUGUUGAGUAA